Messenger RNA from Calidris pugnax (ruff), 2954 nucleotides. RefSeq names its product exocyst complex component 2 (gene EXOC2). NCBI's taxonomy places the organism in Eukaryota, Metazoa, Chordata, Aves, Charadriiformes, Scolopacidae. The record is from RefSeq and is a predicted model, not a curated record. Gene Ontology annotation, biological process: Golgi to plasma membrane transport; exocytosis. The transcript has 28 exons. Bases 154 to 2931 code for a protein of 925 amino acids. Gene Ontology annotation, cellular component: exocyst.
AUCGAUUUAUCUCGGUCAGCGGCUAGAGGUGCCUGCGCCCGCUGCCGGACGUGGUGGCGCUGCCGGGAGCCGGAGCUGCCCCAGGUGCCGGAUACGAACACGGCGGCGACGGCCGAUAAAAGCAACUCAGUUUUCACUAACUGAAUAGACAUCAUGUCUCGAGCACGGCAACCUCCACUUGUAACUGGCAUCUCUCCCAAUGAAGGCAUCUCAUGGACAAAAGUGACAAUCAGAGGAGAAAAUCUGGGGACUGGGCCUACAGACCUCAUAGGUUUAACAAUCUGUGGGCACAACUGUCUGCUGACUGCUGAAUGGAUGUCUGCCAGUAAAAUUGUGUGUCGAGUUGGACAGGCUAAAAAUGACAAGGGAGACAUUAUUGUUACUACAAAGUCUGGUGGCAAAGGGACUUCAACAGUUUCCUUCAAACUGCUUAAACCUGAAAAAAUAGGUAUCUUGGAUCAGUCUGCUGUCUGGGUGGAUGAAAUGAACUAUUAUGACAUGCGCACUGAUAGGAACAAAGGGAUUCCCCCCUUGUCCCUACGUCCAGCUAAUCCGCUGGGUAUUGAGAUAGACAAAGGCAGAUUUCCUCAAAAAGAUUUAGAGGCACUGUUUCCUGGGAUGAGUGCUGAUUUCACUAGUGAAAACUUUUCUGCUGCCUGGUACCUGAUUGAGAAUCAUUCAACAACAAGUUUUGAUCAGCUCAAAACGGCUGUUGUGAAUUUGAAGAAACAAGCCAAUAAGAAAAAUGAGGGGAGUCUAGCUUAUGUGAAAGGAGGUCUCAGCACGUUUUUUGAAGCACAAGAUGCUCUGUCAGCAAUCCAUCAAAAACUGGAAGCGGAUGGAACGGAAAAAGUAGAAGGAUCCAUGACGCAAAAACUGGAGAAUGUACUGAACAGAGCCAGUAACACAGCAGAUACCUUAUUCCAAGAAGUGCUGGGUCGCAAGGACAAAGCUGAUUCAACGAGAAAUGCACUUAAUGUUCUUCAGCGUUUUAAAUUUCUUUUCAACCUUCCUUUAAAUAUUGAAAGAAAUAUCCAGAAGGGCGAUUAUGAUGUGGUUAUUAAUGACUACGAAAAAGCCAAGUCACUUUUUGGAAAGACAGAGGUUCAAGUAUUCAAAAAAUAUUAUGCUGAAGUUGAAACCAGAAUUGAAGCUUUAAGAGAACUUCUGUUGGAUAAGCUGCUUGAAACUCCGUCAACAUUGCAUGAUCAGAAACGUUAUAUAAGAUAUCUUUCUGAUCUUCAUGCGCCUGGGGACCCUGCUUGGCAGUGCAUUGGUGCUCAACAUCAGUGGAUUCUACAGCUCAUGCACAACUGUAAGGAGAGCUACGUUAAAGAACAAAAAGGCAACUCAUUGCUCCACAGCCCCAUGUUAGAUCUGGACAGCGAUGUACGUCCAUCACCAAUUGGCCAUCUCAGUCAAACUGCUUCAUUGAAAAGGGGCAGCAGCUUUCAGUCUGGUCGUGAUGAUGCUUGGCGAUACAAAGCUCCUCAGCAAGUUAUGUUUGUUGAAAAGUUGACAAAACUUGUUGUAAGUCAGCUGCCCAACUUCUGGAAGCUCUGGAUUUCUUAUGUGAAUGGAAGUUUAUUCAGUGAGACUGCUGAAAAAUCUGGCCAAAUGGAAAGAUCAAAGAAAAACGCUAGGCAAAGACAAAAUGAUUUCAAGAAGAUGAUUCAGGAAGUGAUGCACUCUCUGGUAAAACUUAUCCGUGGAGCUUUGCUUCCAUUUACUCUCAAAGAAGGAGAAUCUAGACAGUAUGGUGGCUGGGAGAUGAAAUCUGAACUUUCUGGCCAGUGGCUAACGCAUGUUAUCCAGACUGUAAGGCUUAGUUCUGAGUCUCUUACUGCACUCGAGAUACCCAAUGAUAUGCUUCAAAUCAUCCAGGAUCUUAUUUUGGACCUUCGUGUACGUUGCAUUAUAGUGACCCUACAACACACAGCUGAAGAUAUAAAGAGGUUAGCUGAAAAGGAAGACUGGGUUGUUGACAAUGAAGGUUUGACAUCUUUGCCAUCCCAGUUUGAACAGUGCAUUAUCCAUUCCUUGCAAUCUCUUAAAACUGUGCUGGACUGCAAACCUGGAGAGGCCAGUGUUUUCCAGCAGCAGAAAACACAGGAGGAUGUGUGCCAGCUAAGCAUUGGGAUCAUGCAGGUCUUUAUAGACUGUUUGGAACAACUGAGCACCAAACCCGAUGGUGACAUAGAUACAGCACAUCUUUCAGUUGAUGUUUCAUCUCCAGAUUUGUUUGGAAGCAUUCAUGAAGACUCAAGUCUUUCUUCAGAACAGAGGCUUUUAAUUGCACUCAGCAACUGCCGUUAUCUGGAACGUCAUACUUUCCUAAAUAUAGCUGAACAUUUUGAGAAACAUGGCUUUCAAGGUGUUGAAAAAAUAACUCAAGCUAGUAUGGAAUCCUUGAAAGAGCUGGAUCAAAGACUCUUUGAAAUGUACAUUGAAUUCAAGGCAGAUCCCAUAGUUGGGUCCUUAGAACCUGGCAUUUAUGCAGGAUAUUUUGAUUGGAAAGAUUGUCUUGUUCCAGCAGGUGUCAGAAACUAUUUGAAAGAAGCAUUAGUGAAUAUCAUUGCUGUGCAUGCAGAGGUGUUUACCAUUUCCAAAGAUUUAGUUCCUCGGGUAAUGUCAAGGGUUGUAGAGGCAGUCUCUGAAGAGCUGAGUCGACUGAUGCAGUGUGUUUCAUCCUUCAGCAAAAAUGGAGCUUUACAGGCAAGACUUGAAAUCUGUGCGUUGAGAGAUACCGUGGCCAUAUACCUAACACCUGAAAGCAACUCAAGCUUUAAGCAAGCUUUAGAAGCCUUGCCCCAACUUUCAAGUGGAACUGACAAAAAGUUACUAGAAGAGUUACUAAACAAAUUUAAAAGCAGCAUGCACUUACAACUGACCUGUUUCCAAGCUUCUUCUUCAGCAAUGAUGAAAACAUAGACAACACCACAAUGCAGGCAACU